AUGAGGGCGCACUAUUUCACUUUGCGCAGAAAGAAACAACAAAUCGAGAAAGGGCAGAGGCCAAAGGUGUUGCAGAGUGAGCGUCGUCGAAACCGUUUGGCUGAGGUAAGAAUUCGAAUUUAUUUACUGAAUAUAACAUUUAGGCAGAGACACUUUUACAGUAAAAUUGCAAUAUUGCGAAGCAAUUUUUUCAAUGUUGAUUUUAAAUUAAAUUGCUUGUAGCAAAUUGCAACCGCUUUUGACAAGUUGCCGCGUGGCAGCUACAAUAUAUCGAAAAUAUAUUUUGAAGUUUAAAUGCUAAUGGCAAUUGUUCCGACAUUCAUGUGAAACUUUGAAUCGUGAAUUGAAUCAAUGUACCAAAUCACUCCAAAUGUAAUCUAAACCUACUGUAUUCAUGUUCAAGAACAAGUCUUUCCUGCAUGAUAAACAAAUAAAAUUGUUUUUUUAAAACAUCGUGUUUUUGUGCGUUUUGUAAUUAUAAAUAUAGUAUAGGCCGUGGGCCGUUGGCCAAAAUUAUUUCACUUCGUGGCAACCCCCUGGGGAAUAGUUUUUCUGUGGUUCAAUGCAUAGUACCAUAGAUUCUCGAUUACCACAAAAAGUUCACAAGCAAAAAACUUGCCAAACACGGAGAAAAUGGGUGAUCAAUGAUUAUCCUCUAUUAAAUUGUACCAUUGUCCUCUACUAAAUUGUAUAUACACGCGUUUGUAUAUCUGUGUUACAUAUGUAAGUUAUAUAUUUGUAUGUGUAUAUAAACGUUUGAAAAAUACAUAAUAGUUAGUUUUUAAGGAACUGUUCUGUAUUUUGUCUCCUAUUCUCCUUUCUUUUUAAAAUAAUCUUGUAUAUUAAAUUACAUAAGUUUCCUCGAUAAGCCCUAGCUGCUUUUGAAACAAAUGUAAAGUUUAUAUAUUGUUUAAAUAAAAAAAAUUGUAUUACAGCAAGAAAAUGUGAAAUUUUGUAUUCAAUUACAACAAAAAGGACUUGCAUCAUCAAAAAGCUUACAAAAAACAGCAUGUAAGACUUUUAAACAGUUUUUGACCCUUCAAAUAGUCUUUGAGUUAUUGCUGUUUUAAAUGUGAAAAUUGGACCAGAAUGUCGCAAUAAGGACUGGGUACUAGGUCAAAAACGCGUUUUUGACAGCGUAUAACUCGAAAAUAAUUUGAGGUAUAAAAAAACUGUUCAAAUGUCUUGUAUGUAGAUUUUUGUAAGCUUUCUGAUGAUGCAAGUCAUUAUUGCUGUAAUUGAAUAUAAAAUUCACAUUUUCUUGCUGAAAUACAAUUUAAUAGAGGAUAAUCACUGAUCACUCAUUUCCUCGGUGUUUGGCAAGUUUUUUGCUUGGGAACUUUUUGUUGUACUUGACAAUCUAUGGUACUAUGAAUUGACCCACAGAAAAUCUAUUCCCCGGGGGGUUGCCACAAAAUUGCUUUUCUAAGCACUUUUUCGCACAACGGCCCACGGCCUAGUAUGGCGCCCGACGAUUUAGUCCCGCUAUGCAAAAUUUCCGUGUUCAUUGACUGUGAAAACAAUCGAUUUCUAAAGAAAUGAGUCUGUGCUGCUAAUAAUUUUGAAUUUGCACAGCGGGGCUAUAAAUUGUCGGGUUGGCUUCGCCACUGAUAAUUUUUGUGCAUGUCAAUUACCCCACCUAGCUUUCGAAUGGUAAAUUUAAGAUUUUUCGUCGUGUAGCCUAAUUAUGCCUACUAAAUUAAAAUUUAGAAACGACCAUACUUGUAGAGAAAAAAACGAUAUGUUCGCAUGCACUGCGUUAUUUAUUUGCUGUUAUAGUGUGUUGCGUUGUGUUUUGAUGUCUCUAUAUAUAGUUAGUGAAAUAGUAAAUCUUUUAACUAAAAUUAUUUUAUUACAUACAGAAAGUACGCCGUCGAACUGACAUGUUAAAUAAAUCGACAACCUGGCCCGAAGCUGUCAAGGCUGAAAUCCGUAAUGGAUUAAAUAUUAAUUGCACGUCUCCCGAGCAAAGUGAGGAGGAAGACGGCGAGGAAAGUCAGCAAUCUGACUCGGACUCUGACGAAGAUGGACACGAAAGUAACAAGCGGAAGGUGAUAAAGGUCAGAGCACUAUCGUGGAGAAGCGAAAGGUUCACUAACAUUUUGAGUUCGUUGGAUCGUAAAUAUCUAAGAAAGAUAUCUGAGAGGGCGCGAUCGAUGAUGCAAGAAAGGAGAGCAGGAGAAACACUCGUACGCCAUGCACCAGACGACGUACCUGCCUGGAUGGUCAAAAGUUGA
Molecule: messenger RNA, 2237 nt
Organism: Paramuricea clavata
Lineage: Eukaryota; Metazoa; Cnidaria; Anthozoa; Malacalcyonacea; Plexauridae
Source: the annotation of a GenBank genome assembly